AUGAUGAAGGCAAUUGUAAAGAAAUGCGCUAUAUUUGUGACCCUGGUCGCAAUUAUCAGUAACAUUUAUAUUUUUACCUAUCCUUCACUUCAUCCUCAAUCAUGCUCGUGGAAUUGUGCUUCAAGCAAGAGAGAUUACAUCCCGAUCGAUUCCUUGAAUGGCGUGGAGCGGUGGCUCUAUUAUGCAAAAAGAUACAUAAACGAUGUGAAACAACAGAUAUUACCUUCAGAAACAGCAGAGGAAAAAGGCGGUCCUUCAGAUAUUCAUCUUUUAGCAUUGGGGGAUCCUCAAAUAAAGGGAAAUUGGAAACAUACACCUUACAUAACAAGAUUAGACACGUUCGGAAAUGACUACUACUUGGGCCACAUUUAUUCUAUGAUGAAGAAAAGACUUCAUCCAACGCACGUAGCUGUUAUGGGUGAUCUGUUCUCUUCGCAAUGGAUUGGUGAUUCGGAGUUUUUCAACAGAACUGUAAGAUACACUCAUCGACUAUUCAAACGGAAUACAACUUGGCUUGAAGCCAUCAGGGAUGAAAACCAUGAUGAGGAUAAUCAAUAUAAAGUUGAUUGGGUGAAUUAUGCAGAUGACCUGCAAGUUCGCAGGGCACGAGUCCCGAUGGAUUUUCAAUUUGGCUACGAGGAUGUAUAUUCUUGGGACCCAGAGAAUGAAGAUUCGUUAUUCAUCAAUAUUACCGGGAACCAUGAUAUUGGAUACUCCGGUGAUGCAACGUUCCAACAUAUGGCUCGUUUUUAUGAGCUUUUUGGCAAAGACAACUACUGGAUCGAAUAUGAUAAUGAUACAGACCAUCCUUGGAGAAUCGUGGUUUUGAAUUCUUUACUCUUGGAAGGUCCUGCUUUACAACCAGAGUUUUUGAAUAUUACAUGGGAGUUUCUAUAUCAACUUUUCGAGAGAAGAUUUGCCGGCAGUACCGUUCUACUAACACAUGUUCCAUUUUAUAAGAGGGCCGGUCUCUGCGCAGAUGGGCCAGAGUUCAGGUACUAUCCUGCUGAUUUCGAAAGAGAGCCUUACAAGAAAAACUUGCUGAGAUCGCAAAAUCAUUUAAGCGAAGAAACAACGAAGAGAGUGCUUAAUUUGAUUUUCGACAAUGGGAAGCCUGGAAUCAUCUUAACUGGACAUGACCAUGUAGGCUGCGAGACUAUUUAUAACAAAGACAACAAAAGUGGCCAGUGGAAGGCUUCUAAGGUAGUUGAGUCACCGGAGCACUUCAUAAAGGAGAUAACAGUCAAGUCUAUGAUGGGAGAGUUCAAUGGAAAUGCUGGUUUAGUGACGGGCCGUUUUGAUUCUAAAAAGCUUCGCUGGGAGUGGACGUUUACGCUAUGUCCAUUUUCCAUUCAGCAUGUAUGGUGGUUUACGAAAGUUGCCACAAUCAUAAGUGGUUUUCUAUUAUCUUUGCUAGUUCUGCUUUAG
Lachancea fermentati is the source of this 1428-nucleotide messenger RNA. The record is from the annotation of a GenBank genome assembly. Lineage: Eukaryota; Fungi; Ascomycota; Saccharomycetes; Saccharomycetales; Saccharomycetaceae.